GUACACCAGAAAAUUUCUUGCUUACCGGCAGGAUAAGAAAUAAAAACAAAACAACAACAUGGCUGAGUAUUUGGCGUCCAUUUUUGGCACUGAAAAAGACAAAGUAAAUUGUUCUUUUUAUUUUAAAAUUGGUGCCUGCCGUCAUGGUGAUCGCUGUUCACGCAUCCACAACAAACCGACAUUUUCACAGACGGUGUUGCUGCAGAACCUCUAUGUCAACCCACAAAAUUCUGCCAAAUCGGCCGACGGUUCACAUUUGGUGAAGAAUGUAUCAGACGAAGAAAUGCAAGAGCAUUAUGAUAAUUUCUUUGAAGAUGUAUUCGUCGAGUGCGAGGAUAAAUAUGGCGAAAUUGAAGAGAUGAAUGUUUGUGACAAUUUGGGCGAUCAUCUGGUGGGUAAUGUCUAUAUAAAAUUUCGCCAAGAAGCCGAUGCUGAAAAGGCGGCAAAUGAUCUGAAUAACAGAUGGUUUGGUGGACGGCCAGUCUACUCAGAAUUAUCGCCGGUGACUGAUUUUCGCGAAGCCUGUUGUCGCCAAUACGAAAUGGGUGAAUGUACACGUUCGGGGUUCUGCAAUUUCAUGCACUUGAAACCGAUUUCACGAGAGCUGCGCAGAUAUUUAUAUUCACGUAGACGUCGUUCGCGUUCACGCUCCCGUUCACCACGCCGCAGACGUUCUCGUUCCCGCGAUCGUCGUGAACGUGACAGAGACAGCCGUAGAGGACGUUAUUGAUGGAAUCUUCCCCGCUGAA
Musca vetustissima is the source of this 749-nucleotide messenger RNA. RefSeq names its product splicing factor U2af 38 kDa subunit (gene U2af38). Lineage: Eukaryota; Metazoa; Arthropoda; Insecta; Diptera; Muscidae. Bases 59 to 730 code for a protein of 223 amino acids. The record is from RefSeq and is a predicted model, not a curated record. Gene Ontology annotation, biological process: mRNA splicing, via spliceosome. The transcript is spliced from 3 exons. Gene Ontology annotation, cellular component: spliceosomal complex; U2AF complex. Gene Ontology annotation, molecular function: pre-mRNA 3'-splice site binding; metal ion binding.